Messenger RNA from Cariama cristata (Red-legged seriema), 1277 nucleotides. It is a transcript of the gene DDX25, whose product is annotated as DEAD (Asp-Glu-Ala-Asp) box helicase 25. NCBI's taxonomy places the organism in Eukaryota, Metazoa, Chordata, Aves, Cariamiformes, Cariamidae. Gene Ontology annotation, biological process: poly(A)+ mRNA export from nucleus. Gene Ontology annotation, molecular function: ATP binding; RNA binding; RNA helicase activity. The annotation marks the transcript as partial. The record is from RefSeq and is a predicted model, not a curated record. Gene Ontology annotation, cellular component: nucleus; cytoplasmic stress granule. The transcript has 9 exons.
UGGACUCAGCGGAAACCUCCCUGUUGAACAAACUGAUCCGCACGUCCCUCAUGGAAUCCAGCCACUGCGUGGAGAUCCUGCAGCAAGACCCCAGCUCCCCGCUCUUCUCUGUCAAAACCUUCGAAGAGCUGCCCCUGAAGAAGGAGCUCUUGUGGGGGAUUUACAUCACGGGCUACAACAGACCAUCCAAAAUCCAGGAGACGGCUCUGCCGAUCAUGCUGGCGUAUCCGCCCCAAAAUCUGAUUGCCCAGAGCCAGUCAGGGACAGGGAAAACGGCAGCUUUUGUCUUGGCGAUGUUGAGCAGAGUUAAUGCCGCCGAGAAAUAUCCACAGUGCCUCUGCUUGGCUCCCACCUACGAACUGGCCCUGCAAAUCGGGCACGUGAUUGAGACGAUCGGGCAGUUUUGUGCCAACAUCAAGGUUACGUACGCUGUCCGGGGAAAUCGAGUUUUGCAGGGCACAGCGCUGGAGGAACAGAUCAUCAUUGGGACUCCGGGGACGAUGCUGGACUGGUGUUUCAAACGGAGAGUCAUAGACAUAAAGAAAAUCAACAUGUUCGUGCUGGAUGAAGCUGACAUCAUGAUCGAUUCGCAGGGCCUCUCCUAUCAAAGCAUUCGCAUUCAGAGGGCUUUACCCAAGAGCUGCCAGAUGCUGCUGUUUUCAGCCACUUUCAAGGAAACGGUGCGAGCGUUCGCCGUGCAAAUCAUCUCCAACCCCAUCGUGAUAAAACUGCGUGAGGAAGAGCUCACCCUGAGCACCAUCAAGCAGUACUUCUUCGUCUGCAAAAGCAGGGAGGAGAAAUACAGAGCCAUCUGCAACAUUUACGGCAGCAUCACCAUCGGUCAGGCUAUGAUUUUCUGCCAGACUCGGCGGAGCGCGGACUGGUUGUCGGUGGAGAUGAGCCAGGACGGGCACCAGGUAGCCAUCCUGACGGCGGAGCUGACGGUAGCCCAACGGGCCGAUGUCAUCCAGCGCUUUCGCGACGGGAAGGAAAAAGUUCUCAUCGCCACCAACGUCUGCGCCAGAGGGAUCGACGUGCAGCAAGUCACCAUCGUGGUGAACUUCAGCCUCCCCACCGAUCAGAAGAACGAACCGGAUUUUGAGACAUACCUCCACCGUAUCGGACGAACGGGACGUUUUGGGAAGAAAGGCAUCGCCUUCAGCAUGGUGGAAAGCCAAAACGUGGGACUCGUAAAGAUGAUAGAGGAGCAUUUCCAGACCAAGAUCAAGCAGCUGGACCCGGAUGACAUGGAGGAACUCGAGAAACUUGAAAACUGA